AUGCAUGCGAAUGUACUUGCUAUCGCAUUCAUCGAGUUCAUGAUAAAAGUACAUGCGCUGGCGUGUUUCGAAUGUGAUCCGUGCCCCAUGGAACGUGGUGCCCCUCUGCCUCCAAUCGUUAAUAACUGUGAAGUAUGCUUGACGGAGUAUGGUUACAGGGCGAAUAAGCUGGUUUCUGUGAUGAAGGCCUGCGCGGAUCGAUGCUCCGAGAGUGUAAGCCCGUACAACCUGACAGAGUAUAAAGCACAUUGUUGUACCAACAAUUUGUGCAACAGGAGCACACGUCCUAAGAUUUUUGUGUACCUUGUACUUGCCUCAAUUCUUACCUUUUAA
Molecule: messenger RNA, 333 nt
Organism: Dicrocoelium dendriticum
Lineage: Eukaryota; Metazoa; Platyhelminthes; Trematoda; Plagiorchiida; Dicrocoeliidae
Source: the annotation of a GenBank genome assembly